AAAAGUGCUUCUAUCAGAGUAUUUAUUGCAAUCUCAGGAUUUGUAAAUGGGUCAGACUGGUGUGACCCAUGUACAAAUGAUAACUGACAAGGAGAAAAAUGUGAACUUGACAGUGGUGAAAACCUUUGGUUGAAAUUCAAGACUAAAAAUAACUUACUAAAGAAAUCAGGAAGAACAGUGACUUGCUGUGCAAGCUGUCAGAAACACAUAAGAUAAAGAAACAGACCACAGAUUAGCGCAGCCCUAAGAAAACUUGGUCUGCAACGGUUCAUAACUCUCUGGUCAGUAAAAUAUGGCAAAUGGAGACAAUAGAGAGGAAUUUGAACUCAGAAUGGAUGGUUUAGCCAGGAGUGAUGCCUUACAGACCUGCUCUGUUGAAGAGGGUGAAGAGGGUGAAGAGGGUGAAGCGACUUCAGCGGUGCCUGGAGGAAAACUCUACAGACUGGUUGCUGUGAGCUUUGGAUUCCUGUGCAUCCUACAAGCUGCUCUCAAUAUUUCUCUGCGCCUUGGUCUUUCAAAUACUGAGGCCAGAUGUAAAAACCUGACUGAAGAGAUAGACAAUCUGAAGAGGAUCAACUUUGCCAUAACUCAUAAUAUGACACAAGAAAUAGAGGCCACCCGCUACAACCUGACCAGAGAAAAAGAUGAGCUGAAGAGGAACCUGACUGAUUUUGAGGCCAGAUACAAAGUCCUGACUGAAGAAAGAGAUGAGCUGAAGAGGAAGCUGACUGAUUUAGUUAACCGUUUACAACAAGGAUGGGUAUAUUUCAGUGGCAGUGUCUAUUAUAUUUCUUCUAUCAAUAAAAACUGGGAAGAAAGUAGAAAUGACUGCCUGCAACGAGGUGCAGACCUGAUGAUUAUCAACAGCAAAGAAGAACAGGAUUUCGCAGAACAAGUGAAGGAUAGAAUGUGGAUUGGACUCACUGACAGAGAGACAGAAGGGAUGUGGAAAUGGGUUGAUGGGACUCCACUGACAACAAGCUACUGGGCGAGUGGUGAGCCCAACAGCUUUGAAUCCAGAGAAGAAGACUGUGUAGAAUUGAAGUAUUACGGAACUGUAGAGAGCUGGAAUGAUAGACCAUGUGACGAACAAAUCCUGUGGGUCUGUGAAAAGAAAGUGCUUCCAUAACUCAGCCUCCAAACUUAUCACACGUUUAUGUUCGACUCAGGACAAUACCUUUUUCUUUUUAAACAAGUGUCAGUGAAACUACAUCCAUACUAAGACAGCUACAAUGAAAAACACCUAUUUUUCUUUCCACUUUGGUCUCGCAUCCACAGUAAGCCCACAUUAUUCAUGUGGAAAAUGAUGCAUUUGGGAGGGGAAAUUAUCUUUUCAGAUAUAAUAACAAAUUCCUGCACAGAUGCACUUGUGGCGGCGCAAACAUUUUGCUGCGGCCCGGAGGCUAUACUCCUUAACGAAAUUUCGCCUGUACUUCUGUGCAAGUGACAAUAAAGUUCCUAUCCUAUCCUAAGUAAAGAAUAAGGGACAACUUUCCUGUCACCUGAUCUCUCACCAUGUCGAUGCUGCCAAUCACGCAAUGUUGUCACUGAUCUGUAUUUAUUCUUUUAGUUUGAUCUAUGAGCAAUGGUGAUGGGUUAGACAAGCAAAUUAUUUCCCCAGUGCAAAAAUUGCUGAUCACUUUACAUAACAGGAAGAUUUAUCAAGACCAAUCAAGUCUCCAUUUUAUGCUCUUGUACUAUCCAGUGUUACUCCUGUGACCUGACAAAGAAAUCUACCUGUCUGUCCCAUUCCUUACAAGAUGUUGGCUGUUUUGCAUGAUUUUGAAGAGAUUUACCUUUUUUUCUUUGUGUGUCAGUGUGGACUUACAGCUUCAGAAAAAGAACCUGAAUAUGCUCAUGUGGACAUGCACAUCAUUUUAAUUGUAAACAGUGUUUUCAGAUUUGUCAUCUUUGGGUGGAUGUUAUGACUGUGGUGCAGGAACGUGGCCACAUACAUUCUAACAAAAGUCCAACUAAAGUCACUGCUUUGCUUGGAAAAAAAUGAAGAAUAAGGUGAUGUAAGGCAAUGGUGAUGGGUUAGACAAGCAAAUUAUUUCCCCAGUGCAAAAAAUUGCUGAUAAUUUUAGAUAACAGGAAGCAUUUAUCAAGACCAAUCAAGUCUCCAUUUGCUCUUGUACUAUCUAGUGUUACUCCUGUGACCUGACAAAGACAAGAUGUUGGCCAAUUUGCAUGAUUUUGAAGAGAUUUACCUUUUUUUCUUUGUGUGUCAGUGUGGACUUACAGCUUCAGAAAAAGAACCUGAAUAUGCUCAUGUGGACAUGCACAUCAUAGUAAUUGUAAACAGUGUUUUCAGAUUUGUCAUCUUUGGGUGGAUGUUGUGUGGAUGUUAUGACUGUGGUGCAGGAACGUGGCCACAUACUUUCUAACAAAAGGUCACUGCUUUGCUUGGAAAAAAAUGAAUACAAUAAUGAAGAGUAUAACACACGUUUUGAUUGAUUGCUAAGUGAAUGUUUCCUCAUGAGCUGACCUCAUACAAUGACUGAAUUUCAAUCUGUUUACCUUUAUCAUUAUAUCAUUAUAAGUAAGAUUUUACCUCCAUUAAGAUAAAUCCAUUUAACUUUACUUUAUGGAAGAUUGCUUCAAAUAAGGUUUGCUUAAUUAACCAUUAGA
Molecule: messenger RNA, 2631 nt
Organism: Toxotes jaculatrix (banded archerfish)
Lineage: Eukaryota; Metazoa; Chordata; Actinopteri; Toxotidae
Product: CD209 antigen-like protein C
Exons: 8
Coding region: 293-1129 (278 amino acids)
Source: RefSeq, a predicted model, not a curated record